Molecule: messenger RNA, 2574 nt
Organism: Talaromyces rugulosus
Lineage: Eukaryota; Fungi; Ascomycota; Eurotiomycetes; Eurotiales; Trichocomaceae
Exons: 10
Coding region: 1-2574 (857 amino acids)
Biological process (GO): transmembrane transport
Cellular component (GO): membrane
Molecular function (GO): transmembrane transporter activity
Source: RefSeq, a predicted model, not a curated record
AUGAUAAUGGCAAUUCACCCGCAAUCAGGGCAAAGUGGUCGAGCAGACUAUUUUACAUAUACGGUAGUGCCUAAAACCAUGACAACUAUUCCCGCCGAUAUAGAGUCUGCCCAGGCGGCUGGGCAGAUUCCCUCCGGUAUCAGCAUGGAGUAUCUCGCCCAGUCGCGAGAUCAGCCGGCAAAAAUCGCCAUCAUAUCUGUCGGUGCCUUGACAUUUGUGCUCGUCAUUGCUCGGUGUUAUGCCAGACUAUUUGUAGUCAAGCAGGCUGGUUUGGAUGAUGCGUUGGCUGUUUUCACCAUGGUAGGUUAUUUUUGCAUACACAGCGGUGGGCGUAUCCGUUAUGGUCGACAUAUCGAAUAUAUCAAAUACGUCCUGAGCCAGCCUCAGGUGAACCAGAGCGAAGUCCUCGACUUUGUCGUGCAUCUCCUCUACACGACAGCUCUCUUCGUAUGCCGUCUUUCAGGGCUAGCAUUCUACGAACGUCUCGCAUCUCAUCGUGUUCAAAUGUCGGUAACCAUCAAAGCCGCCUACGGAUUUCUAGUGAUCGCAUAUCUAGUUCAAUUUUUCCUCAUUCUGUUCCACUGCAUGCCUGUUACUGGUCUCUGGCCUUAUGCCUGGCAGCCAGAAAUCAACAACUACAGGUGUAUUACCUGGGGCGUCGCCGAAGAAGCGGCUCCAGCUGUCUCUCAUCUUAUUACCUGGCGUUCCGUUAGUCCACUGGACCCCUCCCCUCCCUUGUUUCUCAGUUUCGGAAUUAACAUUAUGCCAUUUAUUAGUGUACUGGUCAUCUCCUCCAUCCGCGUGUAUCUCGUGGAAGUCGGGCAGUGGACCACCGACGGCAGUUGGGCUUAUGAUCCGAUGCUGGCAAUCGAAACUUCUGAGAUUGGCAGCACCCUCAUUGCCCUUUCCAUUCCAGCCCUCAAGCCUCUCUUUGGAUCGUGGUUCUCGCAUAUCAAGGCAUACCCAUUGAGUCACAGUAGCCAGAGCCGAAAGUUGAAUAGAGUUCAUCAAAGAGACCAUUACCACAAAUCAGAUGACAGUAUGCAACUUGGAGCUUUGAGCCGUAACUGCCACCGGGAUGUUGAAUCCGACUUGUACCAUGACAAAAUAGUUGCAGUAAAGAUGGACCCGGAAAAAACCCAGCAAAAGCUGGAAUAUGACGACGAAAUUGACAAGGAGGCUAUUGAACAUUGUGAAAACAUUGCCGGGUUCACCCCGGAGGAGCAGAAGCAAAUAAUACGACGUGUUGACCGCCGGCUGGUUGUUAUCCUUGGAUGUCUUUAUUUCAUCAGUCUCCUGGAUAGAGCCAAUCUUGGAGCUGCAUCUGUUGCUGGCAUGCAGGAUGAGCUCCAUAUGAAUGCGAGUAAUAACGCAUACUCACUUGUCACCCUUGUGUUCUUUAUACCUUAUACCAUCUUCCAAAUUCCCGCUACUGCUAUUAUCCGCAAGAUCGGGCCCCGUUUAUUCCUUGCCGCUAUUGUUCUGGCCUGGGGUGCCACCAUGAUCGGAUUUGGGUUCGCUCCAAAUUGGUCCGUAUUAGCAGGUCUACGCGUCAUUCUAGGGUCUCUGGAGGCUGGCUUUUAUCCAGGCUGUAUAUUCCUGCUGAGUGUAUGGUACUGCCGGUAUGAACUACACAAACGCAAUGCUGGAUUUUACCUUAUCGGCAAUUUUGCAUCUGGCUUUGGGGGUAUCCUAGCCUAUGGAUUUAUGCAAAUGGACGGUCUUGCUAGAAUAUCCGGGUGGCGAUGGAUUUUCAUUAUCGAGGGAGCACUUACCUGUCUCUUCGGGAUUAUAUCAUAUUUUAUUUUAGUUGACUUUCCGGAAAAGUCUCCUCAAUCAUGGAACUUUCUGAACGAACGCGAAACCGCCUUCAUAGUUACGCGGAUUGAAAACGAUCGCUCAGACGUCUUUGCCGAGCCAUUUUCGCUGCAAGAAUAUCUCAAAGUCGGUUUGGAUCUUAAGGUAUGGGGCUACUCUGCUCUAUAUGUGCUAACAUGCACGAAUACUUACGCUAUCGGCUACUUCAUUCCUAUCAUUCUCGAAGAUAGUAUGAAUUUCGGUGUAGUCAAGGCGCAGUGCCUUGUGGCACCACCAUAUGUUGCUGCUAGCAUUAUUAUGUAUUUUCAGGCAAUUUAUUCCGACAAAUGGCACAUGCGAGGCCCUCUGGUGCUAGGAAAUUCCGCACUGGCUAUGAUUGGCAUGGCCCUUUUAGGCUACUUGGAAAACCCAGCACCACGCUACUUUGGAAUAUUUCUAGCCACCAUUUGCAGCAACUCUAAUUGUCCAGCAUUGGUAUCCUGGCAAAGCAACAAUAUUCGAGGACAAUGGAGACGUGCUUUUACAUCUGCUACUCUCAUCGGCGGAGGAAGUAUAGGGGGCAUCAUCGCCUCGACUGUUUUCCGCGCUCAAGAUGCACCAGGCUAUCGCCCUGGUCUACUUGCAGCAAUUUUGGCCAAUGCGCUGAUGAUUAUUAUCACUAUCGGUCUUGAGAUCAAGUUUUACAGAGCCAACAAACGAGCAGAGGGUGGAGGAAAACAGAUUGAGGGGUUGGAGGGGUUUCGCUAUACAUACUAA